GAUCCAUGGAAGAGAUCCAUGGAAUGCCUGCCCUCGUGGCUCCGUAUUUGCGUACGCGUCGGCAAAUAUCCAACAAGUUUUCAAGUUUACGCUCGUUGUCAGUGGCUUCGCGAAUACGAGAGAACAGUAGAGAGUCUUUGGAUGAGGAGAGCGUGCCGACGACUUCCAUCCUUCGUGUUUUAGCAUACACUCCAAGGAUCCGCGUCUCACUACUCCCUUCCAGUAUCGCAACGCCGCCGCUUCGCCGUGACGUCGAGUCCGAAGAAUCAUUACGCACGGUGUUCAGGCACCCAGGUACCCAGGCACCCAGGCACCCAGGCAGCCAUAUUCAAGUCGUGCGACUAGUAGUAGGCGCUGCGGCUCGCGCAUGCGUGCCUUCUGUAGACGCACUCCACGUCGACCGUCCUCUCACGAGACCUGCGAGAGACCUUCAAGAUUUCUCUCGAAUUACGUCUCUUCGAUCGUUCUAGCUCUUCUUCUCUCGUGCAAGGAUCAACAGAGCCAUUGCGUGAUCGCGUCGCAUCUCGAAUAAAAAGGGAGCUGACGCUGGCGGGUGGUUCCACACAUGGUUCCACACAUGGUUCCA
This is a messenger RNA of Cephus cinctus (wheat stem sawfly), 586 nucleotides long. RefSeq lists its product as uncharacterized. Lineage: Eukaryota; Metazoa; Arthropoda; Insecta; Hymenoptera; Cephidae. The transcript is spliced from 2 exons. Bases 6 to 470 code for a protein of 154 amino acids. The record is from RefSeq and is a predicted model, not a curated record.